CGCCCGACGGCGGUGCUUCCGGGCGCCUCCGUAGGGGGGACCCCCCGGAGUCUCAGGAGCGCCGGCCGCCCCAGCCUCUCCUUCCUGUUCGUGGCGCCUCCGUUCUGCCCGCCCCUUCCCACCCUCUCUGCGCGCUCCGGGAAGCGGAGGGGAACCCGGCCCGACCGCCGGUGCCGGGGUCCGCCCUCCGCGUCCGGAGUCCGCGGAGCCGGGCCGGCCGGCCUCCCAACACUUCCUCCCAGAAAAUGUGUUGUUACAGAUCUUAUAACAGUCGGUUUAAAGCGGGGAUCUGAUGAGCUUCUUUCUUCUGGUGUCAUUAACGGACCUUCUACCAUGAACAGUUCUACUUCUACAGGCGUUUAUGCUAAUGGGAAUGACAACAAGAAAUUUAAAGGAGAUAGAACUCCCUGUUCACCUUCCCGUGUUCUCCAUCUUCGAAAAAUUCCAUGUGAUGUCACCGAAGCAGAGGUCAUAUCAUUAGGUCUACCAUUUGGCAAAGUAACUAAUCUUUUGAUGUUGAAAGGAAAAAGCCAGGCUUUCUUAGAAAUGGCUUCUGAGGAAGCUGCUGUUACUAUGGUAAACUAUUACACUCCGGUUACUCCUCAUCUUCGAAGCCAGCCUGUUUAUAUUCAGUAUUCUAAUCACAGAGAACUUAAGACUGACAAUCUACCUAAUCAAGCUAGAACCCAAGCGGCAUUGCAGGCUGUCAGUGCUAUCCAGUCAGGAAACCUGGCCCUUCCUGGAGCUGCUUCCAGUGAAGGCACAGUCCUCUCUGGGCAGAGCCCCGUGCUCCGAAUAAUUAUUGAAAACCUCUUUUAUCCUGUUACUCUAGAAGUUCUUCAUCAGAUAUUUUCUAAAUUUGGCACUGUUUUGAAGAUUAUCACCUUUACAAAGAAUAAUCAGUUUCAAGCCUUGCUUCAGUAUGCUGACCCAGUGAAUGCACAUUAUGCCAAAAUGGCGCUGGAUGGACAGAAUAUCUAUAAUGCAUGCUGUACUCUGCGGAUCGACUUCUCCAAGCUCACCAGCCUUAAUGUGAAAUAUAAUAAUGAUAAAAGCAGAGACUUCACUCGCUUAGACCUUCCUACUGGUGAUGGCCAGCCAUCUCUCGAACCUCCUAUGGCUGCUUUUGGUGCACCAGGUAUAAUUUCUUCACCAUAUGCAGGGGCUGCUGGAUUUGCCCCAACAAUUGGAUUUCCUCAAGCUGCAGGUCUGUCAGUCCCAACUGUUCCUGGAGCCCUUGGUCCUCUCACACUUACAUCCUCUGCAGUCACUGGGAGGAUGGCCAUUCCUGGGGCAAGUGGUAUGCCAGGAAAUUCUGUUUUGCUGGUCACCAACCUCAAUCCUGAUCUUAUCACUCCUCAUGGACUUUUUAUCCUAUUUGGAGUAUAUGGUGAUGUACAUCGAGUGAAAAUUAUGUUUAAUAAGAAAGAAAAUGCCUUGGUUCAGAUGGCAGAUGCAAAUCAAGCCCAACUAGCAAUGAACCAUCUAAGUGGUCAGAGACUUUAUGGAAAAGUCCUUCGUGCUACACUCUCCAAACACCAAGCAGUUCAGCUUCCUCGGGAAGGUCAAGAAGACCAAGGUCUGACCAAGGAUUUCAGCAAUAGUCCUUUGCAUCGCUUUAAAAAGCCUGGUUCAAAAAACUUCCAGAAUAUCUUUCCACCAUCAGCUACUCUGCAUCUGUCCAACAUUCCCCCUUCUGUUACAAUGGAUGAUUUGAAGAACCUUUUCACAGAAGCUGGAUGUUUGGUGAAGGCUUUCAAAUUCUUCCAGAAAGAUCGCAAAAUGGCACUCAUUCAGUUGGGAUCUGUGGAAGAAGCAAUCCAGGCCCUCAUUGAGCUUCAUAAUCAUGAUCUUGGAGAGAAUCACCACCUCCGAGUUUCCUUCUCAAAAUCUACAAUCUGACAUCUCUGAAUCUUUCUCCUCAAACUGGACCAUAAAUUCAAUAGAAACUUCAGACAUAGACUGAAAGCAGCUCAAGACCAAUCCUGCCUCUUUAACAAAAAUAACUCCUUCGGAGUUUGAUGUCAAGUACAUUCAAACGAGAGAUGUUCUUUUUUCCCAUUUUCCCCUCUGCUCCAGUAAUUGAUCAGAGGUUUGCUUUUCCUUUGUACCGUGAUUUUUAUAAAAAUAACCUUCAGGAAGGAAAAAAAAAUCAGGAAAAAUACUUCUUCAGUAAUUUCUUGUGAUAAAUUAUAUUUCAUGAGAGCAGACUUUUAGUUUGGGUCCAGAUCAGCCUUAUACAACAUUUAUAAACUCGUUUGUACUUUAAGAAAUUUAGACAUUGUAGACUUUUAAAAUUACUUGAUGUAAGUAGUUUAAAUCACUUACAGCCAAGUUUUUAACUCUAUGGUUUAGAACUUUGACCCCUCCCUAUAGGAGAUUACGUUCACUUGCAAAUUAUAUUACAUAUUUACCAUCUAUUGAUAGUUAAUAUACAUAAACACAUUGAGUUGUAUUGGAAGCAGAUUUAUAAACGUGCAUGUUUUCUUCACCUGUUUCUUUUGCUCAUUGUAUGACAGUCCUUUGAAUAAUGCAUAUCUUACCUUUUCUUUAAAAUGUGUGCCAGACCUGGGCUUAAACUCCGAGCUCAGGCCCUGGGCACUCUCCCUGAGCUUUUUCACUCAAGGCUAACACCCUACCACUUGAGCCACAUCUCCACUUCUGGCUUUCUGGUGGUUAAUUGGAAGUAAGUGUCUCACAGACUUUCCUUCUGGGGCUGGCUUCAGAUCUUAGCCUCCUGAGCAUUUAGGAUUACAGGCGUGAGCCACUGGUACCCGGCUACAUACAUACCUUACCUUUUUAAGACUUUGGAAAAAUAAAGUAUCUCACUGUCCCCUGGGAAAUUUAAGUGGAAUCCAACCAGAAUCUAUUAAAAUGUCAUAAUAAUUAGUAAUUUUAUUAGAAAAAUCAUGUUUUAAAUUUCAAAAUGGCACUUGUCAAGUCAUAGAAUAUAAUCUUGGAAAAUAAUCCUACUUAUAAACUACUUUUUUAUAGUUUUCAGAAAAACGUUUACAGUCUUAAGGAAAAUAUUCAGGUCUAUCAUAUGGUUUGACAGAUUUUUUAAAAGUUAUUUUUGGUAAGGCCUUCUUUUAGAAAAAAAAUUAAUCUCAAGGGUUUUUUGUACCACUAUAAUCUCUUAAUACUUUAUCAAAAUUACUGUGUAUUUACUUAAUUUCUUAUGUGCCUUAUUAUGUGCUUAAGAUACAAUAGGUUAGAGUUUUAUCUAAAUAUCUUGAAAGAUAUACCGUGGGCUUGGUAAGUGUAUUUUCUUUCCCUAUUUUGAUAAGAAUUUCUAAGUUUUGUCAUUGCAGUUUUAAAUGGUUUUCCAUAAGUAAUUGUUUCUAUUCCAAUUUUUGGUGCUUUGGUACAGAGAUGGGGUAUAGGAGGGUGAAUGGUUUUGGAAUAACUCAGUACAUACUUGGAGACCUUGGUUCGUUGUGACUGGUAGCAGUUGUUGUUACCACACACAGACUUGGGGCUAUAGAACUGCAAUCUCAGCUUCUGGAUCUCGUCUAAUCUUUAUUGUCCAUAGGAUUUGCCUCAGGAUUACUGAAUCUCAGUACUCAAGCUAGAUCUUGCUUUGCUUUGUUAAUGUCAUUUUGUUACUGAGUGCCCACAUAUUUAGUAUCUGAGAAGGUGUUUUGGUUUUUUUGUACUCUUUCUCAUUGAAUGUUAAGAGUACAUUUUACUGUUUUGCUUCAGUGAUUGUAUAAUAUAAAAUGGUUUCUUUUUCACAAGAAACUACUCCUUCAAUGCUUGAUCAGAUUUAAAGUAUAGUUUGUCAAAGGGAUCAGUUUUGUUUCACCCCUUUCACACUUCAUAUUCAAAGAGUAGCUUAUCUCAACUUUUGAAAGGAAGAAUCUCAAUCUUUUUUACUCAGUUCCAGCCAUUAAUCUGAAUAUAAGGAGGGUUGGGUGGGGGGGGAGGUUGUGGUUUGUUUUGCUUUAAAAAAAAAAUAAUAAAGGCUUCUAGAAAAACAGGUAGACAGAUAGUUAUAGGUUGUUUAAAAAAAUUAGAAUUUACCCAAGACUGAGCAAGAGCUAGAUUAGGAAGGAAGAUAACUUGAGUUGAAAUCUUUCAAAUGGAUCAAUUUAACAUUGGCUGAAUAGACGGGUAUAAUAAUUUAUCUAUUUAGGUCUUUUCCCUCCACGUAUAUGUAUAAUUUAUUUUUAACUGAACACUGAGUAGGAGAGUAGUAAAAAAAAAUUUUUUAAUCUCCCCAAAUUUACUCCCACACACACAUGUGGGCACUAUUUUGAUUUUCUAGUGUCAUGUUAAAUUGAAUUGCUUCAUUUGAUUUGAGUUGGCAAUUACUAUGUAAUUUAUUAAUUCAUGAUUCUCAUAACAUCCAGCAUAAGUGUAGCAAAAGUUGCUGAUGGUAGAAGAGGAUAAUAAUGGUGUUGAAUGUAAUUUUGAAUUAGGGAAUGGCCUUUAAAUCUGGGAGAGAACAUUGGAAUCCUUUUCAGGGAUUGAUGUAGAUAAUGUGUGUGUGCACGUGUGUAUAUAAAUAAGUGUAUAUACAUACACACUCUUCUAAUGUAUAUACAUAUGCACAUUACAUACAUGUUAAUUUAUUGACAGAAAAUUAACCAAAUUAAGAUAGAAAAGUGGGUUUUUUAAGAGCAUGUUUGAAGCCAUCAGAUUGUGUCUAAAAUUAGCUGUAGAAUAUGGAUGUGGUCCAUAUUGAGCUCUUCGCUGUUUGAAUUAUAAAAGUCUACAGUAUUUGUGUUGAUGUAGUUUUGUAAAAAAGAUUCUUAAAAUAUCAGGGUGGUGGAAAAAAUUAAAUCUGUGUAGUUUUGUUUGGGCAUGCAUUUAUUCUAAGCAAUGGUCUAUUUUUGCUCUUGAUCUGUGGUAGUAACCUGUUUUUAAGUUUAUUUACUUUAAGAUACAUUGUCAUAUUACUUUUCAAGGUUAUCUUGACUUUUACAGAGAGUAUAUAUAUUCAGGACUUACAAAAAAUAGCAGUAUACAUUUAACAAAUAGCAAUUUAUGCCAAAAUGCUUUGCUUUGAGAUUUGAAUAACCUACAUAGCAGUAAAAUGUGUUUUAUGUAAGAUACAUACACAAAAACUGCAUUAUCUUAAUCAGUAACUUACUGGAGAGUUUCAUAAUUGCUCAGUAGCUAUUCAGUUAUUUGUAGUAAUGUUUGCACUCAGAUAAUUAGAGCCAUCGUUUCUACUUGCUUAAUUUCUUAUGGAGUAAAGCCUUCUGAGGCUUCUUCACUUGAUGUGAGAGUCAUCACUCUGCUUCAGUUUAAGAAUUAGCUCUCAUGAGUUAGACACAGUAAUAUGCUCCUGUAUGUGAUUCAGCACUGGAGAGGCUGAGGCUAUAAGAUUAAGUUUAAGCCUAGCCUGGGCUACACAGCAAGUAGCCAACCUCACUACAGACUUGCAUGACUUGUUUCAAAAAGGAAGAAAAUUGGCUACUAUGACUGACUCUAAUCAAUCUCAUAGAAAGUUUUCAAAGUCUCCAUGUCAUCAGACAGUGUUUAUAUUUGAGUUUAUAUAUUUCCUACCAUGCCUUUUCUCUUUUGUUCCCAUUAAAUAUUUUGGGGGGAAAAUGACACAAAGUACAUAUCAUUUUUGCUCACCUAAGUUUGCCAAACUAUUAGCCUAUCUCUUAGAAAAUCUAAUGUGUACUGCUAUUUUUAAAACCAAAAAGAGCAUGACUGUGUAAGAUGUCUUUCUUUUGCCUUUCCUUUGUCUUUGAUCAGUUGUAAAUGAGAAUAAAACUGCCAGACUUCAGAUAUUCUAUUGUGCUAAAACAAUUUUAGACUGUACACAAUUUUAAGGUGUAACAGCUGUUUUAAGAGUUGUUUUGUUACCUAUAAGACUACUUGCAGUCUUUUUUCAGAGCAAAUCUUUACAGCUACUUGUACAUGGCUU
This is a messenger RNA of Perognathus longimembris pacificus (Pacific pocket mouse), 5884 nucleotides long. It is a transcript of the gene Ptbp3, whose product is annotated as polypyrimidine tract binding protein 3. Bases 334 to 1902 code for a protein of 522 amino acids. Gene Ontology annotation, biological process: regulation of RNA splicing; mRNA processing. The transcript is spliced from 15 exons. Gene Ontology annotation, molecular function: mRNA binding. NCBI's taxonomy places the organism in Eukaryota, Metazoa, Chordata, Mammalia, Rodentia, Heteromyidae. The record is from RefSeq and is a predicted model, not a curated record. Gene Ontology annotation, cellular component: nucleus.